GCCCCGCUGCCGCCGGACCGGGACCGCCGCCCUGCCGCUGCCGCCGCUGCCGAGCGUCCUUGGGCUUCGGUUUCGCACGCAUCGAGCCGAGCCGGGCCGGGCCGCGCCUUGCCGCUCCCAGGCCCCGCGGCUGAGCGGCGCGGCCGCCCCGCGCCCGCCUCACGCCAGCCCCGCCGCCCGGCGAGGCGCGACGGAAGCGCCAGAGUCAAGUUGCUGCUGCAGAGCCUGAAGAUAAUCCAUUUCAGCUGCACAGAGGAUCAGACAGUCACAUAAAUGCAGUAUCUAAAUGUAAAAGAAGAUUGCAAAGCUAUGGCUUUCUGUGCAAAAAUGAGGAGCACAAGGAAGAGCGAAGUAAACCUGGAAGCUCAGCAUCAGGGAUUAGAAAUAUUUUUCUACCUGCAAGAUAAAAGCCCCAUUUAUUACACCAGUGGUGAAUUUACCUCGGAGGAGCUGUGCAUUGAGGCUGCCCAGAAGUGUUCUAUAUCUCCACUGUGCCAUAAUCUCUUUGCACUCUAUGAUGAAAACAAGAAGCUCUGGUAUGCACCAAACCAGGUCUUCAAGAUAGAUGAGAAAACAUCACACCGGCUCUGUUAUCGAAUGAGAUUCUACUUUACCAACUGGCAUGGGACUAGUGAAAAUGAACCCUCAGUGUGGAGGCAUUCCCCAAAGAAGGCAAAGAACUCGUACGAGAAGAAACCAGAUGGAACUCCUAUACUUGAUGCAAGUUCAUUAGAAUACAUCUUUGCACAGGGUCAGUAUGACUUGGUGAAAGGCCUGGCACCAAUCCGGGAUCCUAAAAACGAUCAAGAGGUUCAUGAAAUCGAGAACGAGUGUCUGGGGAUGGCUGUCCUUGCCAUCUCUCACUAUGCCAUCAACAAAAAUGUGAAGCUUCCUGAGCUUCCUAAAGAUAUCAGUUACAAGCAUUAUAUUCCUGAAACUUUGAACAAGACCAUCAGACAGAGGAAUUUCUUAACCAGGAUUCGGAUCAAUAACGUUUUCAAGCAUUUCCUUAAAGAGUUUAACAACAAAACCAUUUGUGACAGUAGCGUGACUCCACGGGAUCUGAAAGUUAAAUACCUAUCAACGAUGGAGACCUUGACUAAACAUUAUGGAGCUGAGAUUUUUGAGACUUCCUUUUUGCUGAUUUCAUCUGAGAACGAAAUCAACAGGUUUAAUGGUGGAGACAACGAGAUCCUCCCACUGUAUGAAGUCAUUGUAACAGGGAACAAUGGAAUUCAGUGGAGGCUCAAGCCAAAUUAUGUCCAGACAGAGAAAGAGAAGAAGAAAAAAUCUGAUGGCAAAAGCAAAAAGGAUGAAGAAAAACUCAAAAUUCAAGAGUCCUGGAACAACUUUUCCUAUUUUCCUGAAAUCACCCACAUUGUCAUCAAGGAGUCUACAGUUAGUAUUAACAAGCAGGACAACAAAAGGAUGGAACUCAAACUGUCCUCACACGAGGAGGCCCUGUCCUUUGCGUCGCUGAUAGACGGGUACUUCAGACUGACAGCAGAUGCUCACCAUUACCUCUGCACGGACGUGGCUCCCCCCCUCAUCGUGCACAACAUAAAAAAUGGGUGCCAUGGGCCCAUUUGCACGGAAUACGCCGUCUCCAAGCUGCGGCAGGAAGGGAACGAAGCAGGGAUGUAUGUGCUCAGGUGGAGCUGCACCAACUUCAACCACAUUCUCAUGACAGUGACUUGUCUGGAAGGUUCAGAGAUAAUAAAUAAUUCGGUCCAGUACAAGAACUUCCAGAUUGUGGUGAAGAAAGGCGAGUACUUCCUCCAUGGUUCCAACAAGUCUUUCUCAUCAUUAAAAGAGCUGAUGGAUCAUCUGAAAGGACAGAUACUUCGGACAGACAACAUAAGCUUUACACUGAAGAGAUGCUGCCAACCAAAACCAAGAGAAAUCUCCAACUUGCUAGUUGCAACCAAGAGGGCACAGGAGUGGCAGCCAGUUUAUCACCUGGGCCAGCUGAGUUUCCAUCAAAUCCGCAAGGAGGAAAUCACACAGGGCGAACAUCUUGGAAGAGGGACGAGAACACAGAUUUACUCAGGGAUUCUCAACUACAAAGAUGAUGAGAAUGAAGGCUACCAAAAUGAAAAAGAGAUUAAAGUCCUCCUCAAAAUCUUGGACCCCAGCCACAGAGACAUUUGUUUGCAGGCAUUCUUUGAAACAGCAAGCAUGAUGAGCCAGGUAUCUCACAAGCACAUCGUCCUCCUCCACGGAGUCUGCGUCCGUAACAUUGAGAAUAUCAUGGUGGAAGACUUUGUGGAAUUUGGGCCUCUGGAUCUGUUUAUGCGUCGCAAGAGUGAAUUUCUGACUACCCCUUGGAAAUUCAAAGUUGCCAAGCAACUUGCAAGUGCACUGAGCUACUUGGAGGAUAAGGACUUGGUACAUGGAAAUGUGUGCACUAAAAACAUCCUCCUGGCAAGAGAGGGAAUUGACACUGAAUAUGGGCCUUUCAUAAAGCUGAGUGACCCAGGAAUACCAAUAACUGUGCUGUCCAGAGAAGAGUGCGUGGCGAGGAUCCCCUGGAUUGCACCUGAGUGUGUUGAAGACUCCAAAAAUUUAAGCAUUGCAGCAGACAAGUGGAGUUUUGGUACAACACUGUGGGAAAUCUGCUACAAUGGAGAAAUACCCCUGAAAGACAAGACAUUAGCAGAGAAGGAGAGAUUCUACGAGGGACACUUUGUGUUGGCAACACCAUCGUGCAAGGAACUGGCUGACCUGAUGAAGCAGUGCAUGAACUACGACCCCCACCAGCGGCCCUUCUUCAGAGCCAUCAUGAGAGACAUCAACAAGCUGGAGGAACAGAAUCCUGACAUCGUCUCAGAGAGGAAGCCUGUCACUGAGGUCGAUCCCACUCUCUUUGAGAAGCGCUUCCUGAAAAGAAUCCGUGACCUGGGCGAGGGCCACUUUGGCAAGGUUGAGCUCUGCAGGUACGACCCAGAAGGCGACAAUACAGGGGAGCAAGUGGCGGUGAAAUCUCUGAAGCCCGAGAGCGGAGGGAAUCACAUCGCUGAUCUCAAGAAGGAAAUAGAAAUCCUGAGGAACCUCUAUCAUGAGAACAUUGUCAAAUACAAGGGAAUUUGCACAGAAGAUGGAGGAAAUGGGAUUAAACUCAUCAUGGAAUUUCUUCCUUCUGGGAGCCUGAAGGAGUAUCUGCCCCGGAACAUCAACAAAAUCAACCUCAAACAGCUUCUCAGAUACGCGGUUCAGAUCUGCAAGGGAAUGGACUACUUGGGCUCCUGUCAGUACGUGCACCGUGACUUAGCUGCAAGAAACGUCCUUGUGGAAAGUGAGAACAGGGUGAAGAUUGGGGACUUCGGGCUGACCAAAGCCAUCGAGACAGAUAAGGAAUACUACACUGUCAAAGACGACCUCGACAGCCCCGUCUUCUGGUACGCCCCGGAGUGUCUGCUGCAGAGCAAGUUCUACAUCGCCUCAGACGUCUGGUCCUUCGGGGUGACGCUGUACGAGCUGCUCACCUACUGUGACUCCGAGGCCAGUCCCAUGGCGGAGUUCCUGAAGAUGAUCGGCCCCACGCAGGGACAGAUGACGGUGGCGCGGUUGGUGCGAGUCCUGCAGGAGGAGAAGCGAUUGCCGCGGCCGCCCGGCUGCCCGGAGGAGGUGGACCAGCUGAUGAGGAAGUGCUGGAUAUUCAAGCACGACGAACGGACGACCUUCCACAGUCUGAUCCACGGAUUUGAAACGAUCAUGAGUAAAAUGUAACUUGGAAUUGGGUUUUUUUAUACUGUCAGUACUUUAAAUGUGUGUCCAAAUAGAGAUGCCCAGGACCUGUUUGGGUGGGUUUUUCUUACCUCCUGUGAUUUGUACUCUGACUGUGCUCAUGUGUGCAAAGGAUUCUUUAUGGGGUUUAUUGUUUCCAACAGUUUCCCUUCUGAGUUUUAGUCAGCAGUUGGAUGAGAUGAAUUAAAAGGUUUAAAAGGUAUGGCAGAACCCAGAGCUUCAGCUCCUGUGCUGCUCUUCUUGCCAGGCAGCCUCAGCUCUGGCUGCUCGUGGCCUGAGCUGCCCCCAGCCCCGAGCCCAGGGGCCACAGCCCAGCCCCCCUGCGAGCUGUGGCACUGGGCUCUGCACAGCUCCUCCUUCACUGCCUGAGCUAGGGGAUAGAAGACGGCUCCAUCCAGGAAUUUUUGCUUCUUUAUGGGGUUUUGAGGAGGUUAAAAAAACCCCAAACCUAAAAAAAAACCCCUUGGCUGACAAAUAUCCUUCACAUGCACUUAACUGUUAGUAACAAAACAGCAGCAGCUCUGGACUUUUAUGCCAGAGAAGACACAACCAUCAGCUCCUUGUCCUCAGCUGGCUGCAUUGCAGAGCUCUGGCUUACAUGGAAAGGAAUGGUUUGGUCAAUAAACCCACCUGACCAGAAGGUGUGGGGCCGUGGGGAUGGCUACACUGAGAAACUCACCUUCUGCAUGCAUCAGUGUGCUUCUCCCUCAGCCCUCCCAUCCCACAUUCCACACUGAUGGAGCUUCUGUGGCUGCCCAAGGCAGUGCCCAAGGACAGCUUGGAUGGGGCUUGGAGCAGCCUGGGCUGCUAGAAGCUGCCCCUGCCCAUGGCAGGGGGUGGAAUGAGUCGUGUCCAAGGCCUCUUCCAACCCAGGGCAGUCUGGGGUUGUGUGAUUGCCCCCCAGUGCCCUUCAGCCUGUAGAGCCACAGCCCCCUGAGAGGGUCUGGGAAAGUAAUGACAGGCUUUGGGGCUAGAAAAGGAAUUCCUGUACCAAGCAAGGAGGCAUUGCCCUGGCUAAUUACUUAAAGGAAGCAGUGAGGCCCCAGGCCCUGGCCCUGGGAGACCCCUAACGAGUAAUUGUCUAAAGGGGAGGAGUGAGGCCCCGGGACAGGGGAGGAGGGGAACCCUGGAGCAGGGGGGCUGCACAUCCCACUCACCUUUGGCUGUUCCUCGGGGCCUCCAGCAGCUCUGCAAAGCUCUUCUCCAGCAGCCUUGCCCUUUGUUUCCUCUGCCUUGGACUCAGAGUUGGGCUGGGACCACCGACACUUCUGUGCCCCAACCCAGCCCCCUGGGGUCCCCCAGCAGCUUCACCUCCAGCUCCCCACAGCCCGUUUCCCACCACACCUGCAUCUUGUAAAUGCUUUGAGGAGGUUCUGGGUUCUGGCACCAACAGGAAGAGGUCUUUAACCACAUCUCUCUCUAUAUAUAAUUGUAAUUAUGAGCUGCAACGAGGUCAGGUUUAUUUUUACAGUAUUACCUGUUAUUUUCUCUCUGGCACCUCUGCCCCUGAUUUCAGCCUGUAAGCACUUUGUUACUCUUUAUACAAACAAAUUAAUAAAGAUUUGGGUUUUCUCCA
Molecule: messenger RNA, 5323 nt
Organism: Colius striatus (speckled mousebird)
Lineage: Eukaryota; Metazoa; Chordata; Aves; Coliiformes; Coliidae
Gene: JAK1
Product: Janus kinase 1
Exons: 25
Coding region: 274-3729 (1151 amino acids)
Biological process (GO): intracellular signal transduction; hemopoiesis; tyrosine phosphorylation of STAT protein
Cellular component (GO): membrane; cytosol; cytoskeleton
Molecular function (GO): cytokine receptor binding; non-membrane spanning protein tyrosine kinase activity; ATP binding
Source: RefSeq, a predicted model, not a curated record